Xenia sp. Carnegie-2017 is the source of this 2786-nucleotide messenger RNA. Its product is annotated as Bardet-Biedl syndrome 12 protein homolog. NCBI's taxonomy places the organism in Eukaryota, Metazoa, Cnidaria, Anthozoa, Malacalcyonacea, Xeniidae. Bases 200 to 2713 code for a protein of 837 amino acids. Gene Ontology annotation, biological process: chaperone-mediated protein complex assembly; photoreceptor cell maintenance. The transcript is spliced from 6 exons. Gene Ontology annotation, molecular function: ATP binding. The record is from RefSeq and is a predicted model, not a curated record.
UCCAGUUAUUAUAGAACUCAAUGGUGCGAACACAGUAAACAUCUUAUUUCUUAAUGGGCAAAAGCGACAUAAACCUCGCCAUAUUGAUUGGCGAAGGAAAAGCAAGUAUGCUUGCUAGCAGUGGUUGCCAUUUGAUACAGCUAACACUCUCAAGUUUACUUGAAAUGUGAUAUAAACCAUUUUUCUUUGAAAAGAGUGUAUGAAAAUGUUACAUGGCCGUUUUAGAUCUAGCACGGACCGACAAAAUGAAUCAACAAUGGUAGCAAAGUGCAUUGCCUCUAUAACUUCAACAUUAUUGGGCAAUGGCCAAAGAAUAAAAUGUUGCAUGUCAUCAGAAAACAUGUCACUUAUAUGUUGUACACCUCAGCUCCUUCAAACCAUUGACAUUCAGCAUCCUGCUGGUUGUAUCAUUAACAAUGUUUGUCAGAGUUUUCAUCAUGAGUAUGGAUGUGGAUCGACUACAUUAGUUUGUAUGAUUGGCUUCUGGUCCGAUGCUUUGCAGGAUCUUUUAGAUAAGGGAGUUCCUCGUGUGGUAAUGCUGACUGUUCUGACGGAUAUCAUCGAUGACUUUGAAAUUAUUUUGAAAAAAACAUGUAUUUCUUUGGAUCAACUCCGAGACGUUCGACUACGUUUUAAUGAAAUGAAAAGACAAGUUAUUCCCUUUGAACGUGGUUGUAAUUUAAGCAUUCAAAAACAUUCUUCUAUCGAGGAUGCAACUGCGAAGACCGUGUAUUAUUCAGACAAGCAAAGUGGAGUUUUACUGAAUGAACGGAAACACUCUUCAAAAUUCAACAGUUUCAGUUUAAAAGAAAUUGAUCACCCAAAUUUAGUGAAUGAGUGUCAUGCUUAUUUUGAGGAAUUUAAUCAAGAUGAAGAUAAUACCACCACCGGAAGAAAUUGUUUAAACACAUUACAGGAAAAGCGCUUUAAAGAUGUAAAAAUAGGAAGAUGUUCACGAUUUAUGUCACUUAACGAUUCUGGUUUUAUUCCACAUUCUAAUGUUCAUUUUCUAGAAGAAAAAUAUUCUGAUUCUAGGUUUUGCUUUGAGUCGAUAGCAAAGAACACUGUUAAUGUAAAGAGUAUAUACGGGGUUUCGGUUAACAGGCUGUCAAAAGUAGGUUAUUCCAAACAGUUGACUAAUUCUAGGAACAUCCACUUGAGAAGUCGUCAUCUUAAUGAUUGUAACUCGUCUUUAUCAGUUUCUGAUUGCUCGAUUCAAAGGGAUAAAAUCAUGGUCGACGACAUGAAAACUACACACAAUCAUUCGAGCAAUUUCGUUAAUCCCACCCAUUCUGAUGCUGAAAGUUCCCAAGUCAAGGAACGAUUUUCUGCUGAUGGUUUAUCUUCAGCAUCAACGCACGCAUCCCCUGUACAAGGAAAUAUCAUGGAUGGAACGUAUCAAAGAUCUGCUGACGCUCAGCGUCUUACAAGAGAGUUGGCAACUUCGCCUACAUUGUGUGAUAGUAGCUCCAAUCCUUUUUUGACCAGUACAGGCACGUCUCCAAGAUGUCGAGAAAAGGAAGGAAGCUGGCUUGAUUAUCUGUCUUGUGGUCUAGCUCAUGGUAAGGAGCUUGAAAUGUCUUUAGCAGUUGAUAUUGUCAAGAAACAAUGUUACUGGACAAAAAAUAUGGGCGGUGCUGACUUAAAUGUUCAGAAAGACUUAAUAAACGUUUCCAUUGUGUUGGGACCACCACAAUCGAAAUCUCGUGUAUUGCCGGGUGUUGUAGUCCAGUUUUCUGACAAUUGUCCAUUUAUAACAAAGAAAUCUGUUAAAAAUGCACGACGAAUGGCAUUGAUUAAAGGUGACGUCAGCUAUGCCUACCGACAUCCGGGUUUUAAGGAUCCAGUGAAAAUAGCGCAAUAUUCAAAUAAGGACGAAUUCUGCUGUUCAAGCAAAGAUGGGCAAAAAAAAUGGACAAAUCGUGUAUUGACACUCAUACAAUCGUUUGAUAUUGGUGUAAUUGCCCUUCGUGGUAAGAUAUCCACAGAUCUUAGGGACACUUUGCAAGCUCGUGGUGUGGCUAUUAUUGAAAACUUGAGUUUUUUUCAGCUACAUCUAUUGGCUAAAUUAACGGAAUGUUCGAUUGUGUCUUAUAUUUUGAACAUAACCGAACGUUGUUUCGGAAAACACGUUUCAAUGCGUGUGUGGGACAGCGGUUGGUCACGUGGUACAUAUUUACGUAAAUCUAAUGUCAAUAGAACAGUUGUAUUUGGUCAACUUUAUUUCCAUUCGUUAGACGAGAAAUGUGUUGGAAAUGUUUAUUCAGCAGUUUUAUGUAAUCCAAUCCAAGACUUGCUUGAGGACAGCAGGUUGCGGUUUUUGAAUUGUCUUGAUCGUCUUCACAAUGCUGCUGUCGAUAAAUGUGUUUUGCCUGGUGGAGGUGAGGUGGAAAUGACUUGUAUUCGUCACAUCAAAGAUGUGAAAGAUUAUAAAGCUGAAGAUACUGCACUCUUAUCACGUUGGGUUCAAGAGGAUUACGUUAUAUUUCGAUCAUUGAUUGUGAAUGCUAUUUGUUCAGGAUUAAGAAAAUAUGUGUCAACGCUCAAAUCUAACAUCGUUGAAGAAUCCUUGUUGGCAAAUGAUUCUCCCAACCAGACGAUAGGCGUCCAUCUGUUCGAUAAUUAUUCAUCAAAAUUAGAGGCUUGGAAGAGAGCUAUUAGAACAGUUAAAUUAUUUCUUAAUUCAGAAAAUCACAUUGUAACUGGUUUGUAAAAUACAAACUGAAAAAUUCCAUUCCAAAUUUUGUAAUGAUACAAUACUGUAAAGUAAAUGGUUUGAACCCGGA